GUGGUUUAUCGCACUAGCUCUGCAAAGAAAUAAUCGACCCAACUUCGAUGCCGCAUACUCCCUCUUAGCAUCGACCCUGAGCCUGCUCUGAUCAGCUGCGUUGCGCGACGGAUCCUCAGAUCGGUUCCCCAUCUUGCAUCCCCGCCCGUUUCAUGCCGCCCGUUCCUUGCAAUCAUCUCGGACUUCACCAACACACCAUGGAGGAUCAGGAAAAUAGUCAUGAUCUUGGCCCUGGCUCUCCCGGAGCAUCUAUCGGCCAAUUCUCGUUUGCUCCUGCCACUCAAACUACGGUUGUGACGACCACUACGACGACGACCACCACCCUUCCACCAGUGCUUAUCAGGCCGCCCCUCGCCGCGACACGAAAUCUUGACCCCAAGCUGUAUCCUCUGGCAUCGUCUCCUACACCGUCAUCACUGAGAAACAUCGAGUUUGAACUUGGUGGGAAACAGGUUAUAUUCAACGAGCCUGAGGACACGGCUGCCAGGCUGAAGGAGUUGAACGAAAGAGCGGUUGCGUUGAACGCUUCGAACGGUAUGGUACGAUCCGUGACCUCUUUCAGUUCAGAUGAUGCCCAGCUAGCCCGACGUUCUCAACCCAUAAAUCAACUGUCCAUAUCGAAACGUCGUGUGACCGAAAACAGUCACCGAGGCAAUCAUGCGUGCUCCCUAAGAGUCCCAUCCGAGCCCUCGGUUCGUUCGUUUCGUUCUCAAGGCCCGACAUCAACGCUUCCUGUGACGGCUGGCCUCGCUACCCCGGAGACGGAAAGCAAUAACAGCGCAGGUGAAGGGAUCAUUCAGAAGCGGAGGGUUUACAGUCUGAGUAAUCCUCGAAGAGAGACACUGCUACGAUCCCCGUUAUCCUCAGAGGUCGAGUCACAAGGAAAUAUCCCAGCGAAUAACAUCUGGAGAGAACCUUCCCGCAUGAAAACUGUGGUCUCAGACCGAAGCAGGCCGGUAGCUCGGUGUGAAACGGAAUCAAGCCUGAGUCGACCCCAACCAGGGGCGGCGGCAAGUCAGGAUUCCGGGUAUGGCGCUCCAGAUGACGAUUCUCAACAGCCUCCAACAGAGACUACGUCACAACGGACCUUUAUCGAUAAUCUCAUGGCUCAGGAUAUGUGCUUGCCUAGCCCGAGCCUGUCCCCAGUCGCUGCUAUGAACGCCAUGAACGUUGAUUCCUCCUUCGACUCUGCCGAGGACCCCGAAGCUGACACGGACUCAAGCUACGAUAAUAAUGACACCAACCCCGUUAAACCUCUGCGAAACGUGCAGACCAACGCAACAUAUCUUGAGCAAUCCAGCAACAGCUCAUUGGGUCUACUUCAGCGGCGGUCCGCUUCGCUGGCGGAUAUUCCUGCAGUCCUGGACUAUUUCGACGCUGUCCCUGACGAGAUGAAGACGUACGUCAUGUAUCAGUUGCUCAAGCGGUGUUCAAAACCCACAUUGCAGUUCGUUGCGGGUGUCGUAAACCCGGCCCUGAAGUGUGAUUUCCUGUCUGCUCUUCCGACCGAGCUGAGUCUCAACAUUGUCAAAUACUUCGAUGUUCAAACUAUGUGCCGAGCUGCGCAGGUCUCCAAAAGAUGGCGACACAUUAUCAAUUCUGACGAGAAGUCGUGGAAAGAGCUCUUUGACCAAGAUGGUUUCUAUCUUCCCGAAGGCGAGCUGGAACGUGCGAUCAGAGAGGGAUGGGGGUGGCAGUUUCCCAACGGCACUGACGAUUCCGAGAAAGAUUUGGGUGCAUUGCCUGCCGUCCAAUCUGAUGAGGAGUCAGGCCACAACAAGACGGUGGUCCCUCUCUCAGAGCCGAGUGAUAGAGUGUUGGCUUGGAAUCGUCGGCCGAAGAGGAAAGCUGUAACACGUGUUUCAAGCCGUAAACUCUCAAAGAGGAAGAUAUCAUCCAGUGGAACCGAUCAUUCUGAAUCCUCAGAUUGGAGAACGGAGGUGUCCAACUCGGAAGGACCUUAUGCUGCCGCGACUGCUGCCGCUGCCGCUGUUCCUUAUCCAGAUAUUGGAUUGCCAAGUCUGCGAGGCCUUCACCUUUACAAGUCGUUGUAUCAGCGUCAUCAUGGAAUUCAGAGAGCUUGGAUGAAACCGGAUGUUAAGCCGAGACAUAUUGCAUUCGAAGCUCAUGGUCGCAACGUGAUCACCUGUUUGCAGUUUGAUACCGAUAAGAUUUUGACUGGAAGCGAUGACUCGAACAUCCAUGUUUACGACACGAAGACUGGUGCUCUCAAGGCAACUCUCGAAGGACAUGAAGGCGGCGUCUGGGCUCUUGAGUACAUCGGCAACACUUUAGUGUCCGGAUCCACCGAUCGGGCAGUCAGAGUCUGGGACAUAGAAAAAGCGAGGUGUACCCAUGCCUUCGUUGGGCAUACUUCGACUGUACGCUGUUUGCAAAUUCUCAUGCCAGCGGUAGUGGGGAAAAAGGCAGAUGGCUCUCCCGAAGUGAUGCCUAAAGAGCCGCUCAUCAUUACUGGCUCCCGUGAUUCCAACUUGCGAGUUUGGAAGCUUCCAAAGCCUGAUGACCCGGAGUAUUUUCCGGCCAAUCCUCUUCUGGACGACCCGGAUUGCCCGUAUUUUGUUCGUGUUCUUACGGGCCAUCAACACUCUGUUAGGGCGAUCGCAGCUCACGGUGACACGUUGGUGAGUGGCAGUUAUGAUUGCACAGUGCGGGUCUGGAAGAUCUCAACGGGAGACCUUGUACACAGACUUCAGGGUCAUACACAGAAGGUCUAUAGUGUGGUUCUUGACCAUAAGCGGAAACGCUGUAUUAGUGGAGCCAUGGACGUCUUGGUCAAAGUUUGGUCUCUGGAGACAGGGACUCUCUUAUGGAACCUCGAUGGUCAUCAAUCUCUCGUUGGACUCCUUGACUUGAGAUGUGACCGGCUGGUUUCGGCAGCUGCAGAUUCUACUCUGCGAGUCUGGGAUCCGGAAACCGGUCAAUGCAAACAUAGGCUAAGUGCCCAUACAGGGGCUAUCACAUGUUUUCAGCAUGAUGGACAGAAGGUCGUCUCUGGCUCCGAUCGAGCGUUGAAAAUGUGGGAUGUUCGAACUGGAGAGUGUGUCAGAGACCUUCUCACCGACCUGGGUGGAGUGUGGCAGGUCAAGUUCAAUGAACGUCGUUGCGUGGCCGCAGUACAGCGUCGUGAAGUGACUUACAUCGAGGUUCUUGAUUUCGGCGCUUCGCGUGACGGCGUACCCAGUGAGCAGCUGGGCAAACGCAUAGUUGUCAAUCGCUGGGGCAACGAAAUCACUGAUACCGACGAAGAGUACGAUUUAUCAGAUAUCUAGAUCUGACGGUCUUGCUCGUCUGCUGGCCCAGUUCAGACGAGCGACCUGAUGCAAGCGUUGUUCACAACCAGACAACGGCAAACGGCCGCAUCAUCCUUUCGUUUUUCCUCGACAUACCCAACCAUGAAACAUUUACGAUACCCCCUUCA
Molecule: messenger RNA, 3439 nt
Organism: Aspergillus homomorphus CBS 101889
Lineage: Eukaryota; Fungi; Ascomycota; Eurotiomycetes; Eurotiales; Aspergillaceae
Product: F-box/WD repeat-containing protein
Exons: 3
Coding region: 153-3290 (1045 amino acids)
Molecular function (GO): protein binding
Source: RefSeq, a predicted model, not a curated record